CUCGGUUUGUACUUGCACCGGGUAGCUCACAGCGGCGUGGCCCAGCUUUGCACUGAACCUCCGACACCGGGAAGCAACCGUUUAAUUUAAAAAUAACUCUUUCAAGCACCGAAAGAAACAACCGAUAAACCAUGACUAGCUACCACAAACCCGACGAGAAGACUCUGCAGGGGCUGAAGGACAUCGCCAACAAGCUGAGGAUCCACUCCAUCAAGGCAACAUGCGCCUCCAACUCUGGCCAUCCUACAUCAUGCUGCAGUGCAGCAGAGCUCAUGUCUGUGCUCUUCUUCCACACCAUGCGCUAUAAAGCGGAUGACCCUCGCAACCAGUGUAACGACCGCUUUGUGCUCUCAAAGGGCCAUGCUGCUCCUGUCCUGUAUGCCGCCUGGGCAGAGGCUGGUUACGUGAAGGAGUCUGACCUUCUCAACCUGCGUAAGAUUGACUGUGAACUGGAGGGGCAUCCCACACCAAAACUGGCUUUUGUUGAUGUGGCUACAGGAUCUCUGGGACAGGGUCUCGGGGCUGCCUGUGGGAUGGCCUACACUGGCAAACACUUUGAUAAAUCCAAUUACCGCGUGUACUGCAUGAUGGGUGAUGGCGAGUGUUCAGAGGGCUCAGUGUGGGAGGCCAUGGCCUUUGCCUCCUACUACAAGCUGGACAACCUAGUGGCUAUCAUGGACGUCAAUCGGCUCGGUCAGAGUGAGGCUGCACCCCUGAAGCAUGACAUGGAAACCUAUCGCAAGCGCUGUGAAGGCUUUGGGUGGAACACAUAUGUUGUGGACGGUCACGAUGUGGAGGAGCUAUGCAAAGCUUUCUGGCAGGCUCAGCAGGUCAAGGGCAAACCCACCUGCAUUGUUGCCAAGACCUUCAAGGGCAAAGGACUCAAAAAUAUUGAGGAUCUUGACAACUGGCAUGGAAAGCCCAUCCCUAAGGACAGGGUGGAUGAGCUCCUGAAUGACCUGCAGUCACAGAUCCAGGUGCCCAACAAGACCCUGUCCCCUGAGCUGCCCAGUGAUGACACAAAACCUGCAGACCUAAGCCACAUUUCCUUGCCUGCAGCCCCAGCAUACAAAAAGGGAGAUAAGAUGUCAACAAGGCGUGCAUACGGUGUUGCUUUGGCCAAGCUUGGCCAGUCGAGCCAGAGAGUGGUUGCCUUGGAUGGAGACACCAAAAACUCUACAUUUUCAGAGACCUUCAAGAAGGCGUUCCCUGAACGUUACAUUGAAUGCUUCAUUGCUGAACAGAACAUGGUUGGAGUGGCCAUAGGCUGUGCCACCCGUGACCGCACAGUUGCGUUUGCAAGCACAUUUGCUGCCUUCUUCUCUAGAGCCUAUGACCAGAUUCGUAUGGGAGCCAUCUCUCAGUCAAAUGUCAACCUUGUAGGGUCCCACUGCGGAGUCUCCAUUGGUGAGGAUGGUCCUUCCCAGAUGGCCCUGGAGGACCUGGCCAUGUUCCGUGCCAUCCCAACAUGUACUGUGUUCUAUCCCAGUGAUGCAGUGUCCACAGAGAGAGCUGUCGAGCUAGCAGCCAACACAAAGGGUAUCUGUUUCAUCCGUACCAGCAGACCAGACACUGCAGUCAUCUACUCUCCAGAUGAGAAGUUGGAAGUGGGAAUAGCCAAGGUGGUGCGCCAGUCUGACAGUGAUGUGGUGACUGUGAUUGGAGCAGGUGUCACUCUGCAUGAGGCCCUUGCUGCUGCAGAUAUGCUGGCCAAGGAAGGGAAAAAUAUUCGUGUGAUUGACCCAUUCACCAUCAAGCCCCUGGAUGCCACUACCAUUUUGGCCAGUGCCAAAGCCACAGGAGGACAUAUCAUCACUGUGGAAGACCACUACAAGGAGGGUGGUCUUGGUGAAGCAGUGCUGUCAGCAGUGGGCUCUGAGCCCGGCAUUGUCGUGACUCGGCUGGCAGUGAGCGGUGUUCCUCGUAGCGGAAAGCCCCAAGAGCUUCUGGACAUCUUCGGCAUCAGUGCCAAGUGUAUUGCCCAGGCAGUGCGUCAGACCUUUGCUAACUAAGGACUGCACCUGAUCUCCCACUCACUGCUGUUCCCUUUCUACCACCUUUCUGCCCAACUUGCAGCUACCUGGCACAAUCACAUAAAAACCUGUUAACUUGACUGUGCUCUUGUGCCAUCUUAUGUCUUUGACUUGAGUGCAGUGUGCUCUAUAUUCUGUCACAGAUUGAUAGAGAUGUGAGUAUAGUGUGCCGUCUUACAAGUGGCUCAGAUCACUGAAUACUGUAAAUGUGGCAUGUUGACAGUCAGUGAACCUGCAGCCCAUCCAGGUUCUGAUCCAUUGAACUGUCAGGCCAUCUGCAUUCCACCCUGCGUUUUACCACAUUCCUUAAAACAUGUCUCAUGUCUUCUCACUUGGCUGGCUCUCUUUUUCUAUGAACUGUUACUGUUUCUUAUAAAUCUAAUAUACUAGAUCCCUUACUGUAGUUGUGUUCAACCACAGCCUUGAACGCCUAAGCAUAGUGAUAGAGAGCCAUUUCUUCAAACACCUAGCGUGAGUUUAACCAGUUGUGUAUUUGAACAUUCUUCUAAUGAUUCCCAACCGCUCAUAUCACACAAUGUUACUGGUGUACCAGGUAACCCAUGUCAUCCUGUUAUUGCUGUGUUGAAUUAAAAAUAAUUAACCCAAUGCCA
This is a messenger RNA of Scomber japonicus (chub mackerel), 2644 nucleotides long. It is a transcript of the gene tktb, whose product is annotated as transketolase b. The coding region runs from base 132 to 2012 and encodes 626 amino acids. The transcript has 14 exons. Gene Ontology annotation, molecular function: thiamine pyrophosphate binding; transketolase activity. Lineage: Eukaryota; Metazoa; Chordata; Actinopteri; Scombriformes; Scombridae. The record is from RefSeq and is a predicted model, not a curated record.